CCAAUACUACUUAAAACGCACUACGUACAAAGCCCUUAAGCCUCAAACCCAUCUUCUCUUUUCUCUUCCUCUCGCUCUCUCUCUCUCCGGCCAUGGCUCCGACCUCAUCCCAGCAGCUGCUCCAGAGCUUCCGGUCCUCCAACCUCGAGGAAGAGGUAAGCUCGGAGCUCGAGGAGAUUCUAUCGGACACCCAAACGCCGUACCACCGGCGGCUGAGCGCCGCCACGAGAGUCGAGCUCGGGUUGCUCUUCAACCUGGCCGCGCCGGCCAUCAUCGUCUACCUCCUCAACAGCGUCGUCUCCAUGUCCACCCAGAUCUUCUGCGGCCACCUCGGCAACCUCGAGCUCGCCGCCGUCUCCCUCGGCAACACCGGCAUCCAAGUCUUCGCCUACGGCCUCAUGCUCGGGAUGGGAAGCGCGGUGGAGACGCUCUGCGGGCAAGCCUACGGAGCCAGCAAGUACGAGAUGCUCGGAAUCUACCUCCAGCGGUCGACGAUCCUCCUCGUCAUCACGGCGCUGCCACUGAUGGCGGUCUACAUCUUCUCCAGGCCGAUCCUGAUCCUGCUCGGCCAGUCGCCGGAGAUCUCCUCCGCCGCCGCGAUCUUCGUGUUCGGCCUCAUCCCGCAGAUCUUCGCCUACGCGGCCAACUUCCCCAUCCAGAAGUUCCUCCAGUCGCAGAGCAUCAUCGCCCCCAGCGCGUACAUCGCACUCGCCGCGCUGGCGGUCCACCUGCCGCUGACGUGGCUCGCCGUGUUCAGGUGGGGGUGGGGCCUGCUCGGGGCCGGGCUGACCCUCAGCUUCACGUGGUGGCUGAUUGUGGCGAUGCAGUUUGUGUACAUAGUGACGAGCAACCGGUGCCGGAAGACGUGGCGGGGUUUUAGCGUCCAGGCGUUUUCCGGUCUCUGGGGGUUUUUCAGGCUCUCCGCCGCCUCCGCCGUCAUGCUGUCGUUGGAGUUGUGGUACUUCCAGAUCUUGGUCCUCAUCGCCGGGUUGCUGCCCGACCCGGAGAUCGCCCUCGAUUCGCUCUCCGUCUGCAUGGCGAUUUUUACGUGGGUUUACAUGAUCUCCGUUGGGUUCAACGCCGCUGCCAGUGUCCGAGUGAGCAACGAGCUAGGAGCAGGGCACCCGAAGGCGGCGGCGUUCUCGGUGGUGAUCGUGACGUGGUCGUCGUUCAUUGUCGGGGUGGUCGCCGCCAUCCUGGUGAUGGCAUUCCGCGACGUGCUGAGCUAUGCGUUCACCGAAGGUGAGGUCGUGGCGGCGGCGGUGUCGGAACUCAGCCCCUUCCUGGCGGCGACUCUCGUCUUGAACGGCAUCCAGCCGGUUCUCUCCGGCGUGGCCGUGGGAUGCGGAUGGCAAGCAUUCGUGGCGUAUGUCAACGUUGGUUCUUACUACGUCGUUGGUGUUCCCAUUGGGAUUCUCUUCGGCUUCACGUUCAAUUUGGGAGCUAAGGGCAUAUGGUCAGGGAUGAUCGGAGGCACCUUCUUGCAAACAUUGAUUCUGAUUUGGAUCACUUAUAGGACCGAUUGGAAUGUCGAGGUACGUACUAGCUAAGUUUGUUCUAGUUUCACAUUGCAUCUAUUAUCUAUAUAUUAGUACGAGAAAGAGCUUUUGCGACGAGAAAAAAAAAAAGAGAAGGAAAACAGUCAGCCCCCGAGCUUUUCUUUGGUCACCAAAAGUUUUUUUCCCCGUUUUGGUGCUUAAAUUGCGGGAGCCAAACGGGGUCCAUAAAUUGUGGGACCAAAAUUUUCCCCAUUAGUGGGCCUUGACUUUGUACAGACUGACAGAAGGACAGGCCAUUAUUCUUAGUGGCGGUAGGGUUUUUGGGUAAUUUUUGUUUUUUACCAUUAAGCCCAUUCUAGAUUCCUUGAUGUGGGCCAGUACGGAGAUGGGCCUCUAGCUAUUGAAUUAUUAAAGCGAAUUUUAGUUUUUAUCCAUUAUGGGCCGGCAGUAUUUUCGGACAGGACUCCUGGGCCCAAUCUCUUUAGACUUGCAACUUGAUAUGAACGUUGUUUAUCUUCAUAACCAUCAAUCCAUCAUGAGUGACUCAUGCCCAAAAUUGUUUGAUAGGGUUGCAAAAUUACUUCGGGUUUUUCUUUUCCUGGUUAAUCGAAAAUCUAACCCGUGAACUGUCUUAUCAUUUUUCAUGAUAUGUUAUAAAUUUGUUACGAUUGAGAGUUUAUACUCAUGUGUUCGUCAUCUAAUAUUUUUUCCUCUCAACUUUGACACAUUUCUAAAUCACAACAUAUCAUCUUCUGAUCUGUCACGAACCUGCAUGCCUCUACUUUGGUUUAUCAUAGUUUCGCCUAAAUCGAAGAGUUUGACACAUCAAGUCAUCAAUCCAAAUAAAUUUCACUCUAAAAUUAAAAUUCAAACACGAGACUUUUUCUAUCACAUAGAUAGGUGAUGCUCUUACACCAUCCUGUUCUUUCAUGUUAUAGUGUGUGUAUUCUUGAGCUUAAACUUGAUUUGGUUUUCUUAUUUUUUUCAGGUGGACAGGGCCAAGGAAAGGCUAACAAAGUGGGAUGAUAAAAAGGAAUCUGUCCCGGAGAACCAAGAAAGAUUGUUGUCCUCUUAGGUGUACAGAAAUCAAGCAGCAUAUAUAUGCCUGCAAUUUCUUCCCUCCAAUGAGUGAGGAGUGAUCUUUCUUCAUGUAAUCGAUCACCUA
Molecule: messenger RNA, 2664 nt
Organism: Linum tenue
Lineage: Eukaryota; Viridiplantae; Streptophyta; Magnoliopsida; Malpighiales; Linaceae
Source: the annotation of a GenBank genome assembly